Messenger RNA from Bufo gargarizans (Asiatic toad), 2266 nucleotides. It is a transcript of the gene ATP1B1, whose product is annotated as ATPase Na+/K+ transporting subunit beta 1. The transcript has 6 exons. Lineage: Eukaryota; Metazoa; Chordata; Amphibia; Anura; Bufonidae. The coding region runs from base 256 to 1167 and encodes 303 amino acids. Gene Ontology annotation, cellular component: sodium:potassium-exchanging ATPase complex. Gene Ontology annotation, biological process: sodium ion export across plasma membrane; potassium ion import across plasma membrane; intracellular sodium ion homeostasis. Gene Ontology annotation, molecular function: ATPase activator activity. The record is from RefSeq and is a predicted model, not a curated record.
AGAACACAAGACCUCGCCGGGUCCAAGUUCCUCCCGUGCUCUCACCGGCAGCCAUUGUCAUUGAAACUCCCCCCUCAUUGCUGCCUUACCCUCCCCAGUGCCAGCCGUGCCACCGCCGCCUCGUACCACGCAAGCCUUAAACUGAACCCGGGAGCAGCACAACCUUUUCCUAUCGUCUCCAGCAUCGGGAGUGUAUCUAAGCGCGCGCGUAUCUAAGCUAGAGACAGCCGCAAAAAGGAAGAAGAAGAAGAAGCCAUGGCCAGAGAUAAAAAGAAGGAGAACGAUGGCAGCUGGAAGAAAUUUAUCUGGGACUCCGAGAAGAAGGAGUUCAUAGGCAGGACGGGCAGCAGCUGGUUUAAAAUCCUCCUCUUCUAUCUGGUUUUCUACGGCUGUCUAGCUGGUAUAUUUAUUGGGACCAUCCAAGUGCUUCUGUUGACCCUCAGUGUAUAUGAACCAAAGUAUCAGGAUCGCGUCGCACCCCCAGGAUUGACCCAAGUACCCAGAGCUGUGAAGGCAGAAAUGUCCUUUACACUGAAUGACCCAUCUACAUAUGAAGACUAUGUGGCUAGCAUUACUAAGUUAUUAAAUCAGUAUAACUCCAGCCAACAAGGAGACUUGGCGGUUUUUGAAGAUUGCGGUGAUAAACCUAAAGGCUACAUUGACCGUGGGUCAAUCAGUCCAGAUAAUGGCGCAAAGAGAUCCUGUCAAUUUAAGAGGGAAUGGCUUGGAAAAUGCUCUGGUUUGAAUGAUACAACCUUUGGCUUUAGCGAAGGCAAGCCCUGUCUGAUUGUGAAACUUAACAGGAUCGUAGGAUUUAAACCAAAGCCUACAAAUCAAGAUGUUCCUGUUGCCGUUGCCAAUCUGACUGAAAAUAUCAUUCCUCUCUACUGUACAGGAAGGAGACCCGAGGAUACAGACAACAUUUUUGACAUUCAGUAUUACGGCAUGGGCGGAUACCCUGGAUUCCCCUUGAACUACUAUCCUUACUAUGGAAAGCUGCUACAACCCAAGUAUCUACAACCCCUUAUUGCUGUGCAAUUGACAAACAUUAGCCUGGACACGGAAGUUCGUAUCGAGUGCAGGGCAUACGGCGAAAACCUACUGCUGAGCGAGAAAGACCGUUUUCGGGGACGCUUCGAUAUAAAGGUUGACAUUAAAAAAAGCUGAUCGUAGGCGCUGACUGUAAUACCAUAAUCUAAAAUUUAAAAAGAAAAAAAACUUUUAGUCUUGAACAAACUGUCAUGUAUGGGACCUUCACUAAAUAUAUAUGCUUUACACUAGCUUUCUGCAUUUACUAGGGUUAGAAUGUAAAAUCAAGGUGUAGCAAUAGCAACAAGUAUUUAUUUUACUGUAAAUGAGAGAAACUAAUAAAUGACUUGAACCUUGGGAGAUGCCCGUUAUGCUGUAAAAUAUGAUUCCAUAAUCAAAAUGUAGUGAGCAAUGUUUUUGGCCCCAGAAUGUUGCUACAUUGUGUAUUUUAUCUUAUUUGUGUGUAUUAUACAGUAGCAGAUGUGCAGACGCUACACUUUCCGCCAAGCCAUGUGUUUUUUUUUUUUUUUUUUUUUUUUUGUGAGCAAGCUUUUAGUCCAAGGUGUAAAUACUCUGUAUUGGGAAUAAAACUGGCAUGGUAGUGGGAUGGCCAACCAUUGAGAAUAUUUCAUAGCACUCCAUAAAGCCUUUCAUGUGUCAUUGAUUUAGAUUUCUUUGUAAGAGGGGGAUGUUUUUUGUUUUUUUGUUUGUUUUCUUUCUCUCUUUAGCUUCACUUUACACAACAGGUGAUGGGUUGUGCUGUGCUUUGUAUUUAAUGCUUUUUUUUUUUUUAAGCCCUCCCCCUUAUUUCUUAUGUAUGUUUAUGAAGGUGUGUUGAAGCCUGGGUCUGACUGUCAAUUUUGCCAGGAAUAGGGCUAAUUGUUUUGCAUUAUAUAUAUAUAUUUUUUUUUUUUAAUUUUUUUUCAGGAAGCAUCACAUUUUGGUGCUGUUUCUUUACAAAUGUUUUAACCAUUUUCAUGGUGGAAGAAUUUUAUAUUUAUGCAGUUGUACAAUUUUUAUUUUUCUUCAAGAAAAAGUAAUGUAUGAAAUAAACCAAAGUCACGUGUUGAAAAAUAAAGAUUUAUUUUAAAAGAAGUUUAAAAAAAAAUGCAACGCAGUAUCCCAUAGGAUGUAUUACAUGUCUACUGUGCGCACAUUUGUUGGAACAUAUGUAAUAUUUGCAAGGAGUACAGUGCUCUUUCAGUCAAAACAUCAGACAAUAAAGUAAAUAACCCAA